UCGCGUGGAUAAGGAAAUUCCCAAAAAGAAAAUGUAGGGCCUUCUGAUUGCGAACGAAUUUGGAUAUACCGAUGUUACAAAUGUAGAUAUAGACUAGACUUCACUAAAGUUUCUCAAGCACUGUUGCCUUUUGAGGUGGGUAAUUGACAGAGCGGCGCAAGAGUGAUUACAGCGUUGACAAUGAGGAGGGUGGGUGGCGCCGAGCCGAGGAAAUGAAACGAAGCGUUUUGGGCAUGUCAUAUCAUUCACCGUCUUUGGGGGAAAGAAAGAAAAAGAAACGGUCCAUUCAUUUCAUUUGUUUGUUUGUUUGUUUGUUUUAUGUUUUGUGUUUUAAGCUUUAUUGUCUUGUGUUGUAUUGUAUACAUCAACAAAGCCAGUUUUGCAGAACCCCGGGAUCCGCGUUUUUCGACCACUCCAUCUCACCCAUUCUGUUAAUCCAACGUUGUUUUCCGACCAUGAACUGCAUUGCCAUCUUGUUAUAACAAAUGCCGAAUUGGCAUCAACACAAUUGAUUAAUGUCUGUGAUUGUGUCGUAUUUUAGGAUUUUGUUGUGACCCACGACACAAUCACAUGGAGGAUUAAAGCAGAAGGAACGCAUUGGUGUUUCGUAUUCGAGUUUCGAGGAAAUUAAGGUUUAUCAUCGCCAACCAUCAAUGUCUGCUCGGAGUGGACACCAAACGGUUCCCCUUUCGGUGCUGCUGAAGCGCGAGUUGGCCAACGAGAAAUUUGAGAAGCCGGAGGUGGUGGUUGUGCACGGCCAAGCUAGCGAGAAUAAGAAAGGCGAGGAUUUCACGCUGUUGAAGACGGAAUGCCAAAGAGUCGUCGGAGAUGGGGUUUCUACGUAUUCUGUUUUUGGACUAUUCGAUGGACAUAAUGGAUCUGCUGCUGCUAUUUAUGCCAAGGAGAAUCUUCUAAGCAAUGUUUUAAGUGCGAUUCCUUCUGAUCUUAACAGAGAUGAGUGGAUAGAAGCAUUGCCUAGGGCUUUGGUUGCGGGCUUUGUAAAAACUGAUAAAGAUUUUCAACAGAAAGCAAAAACAUCAGGAACAACUGUAACCUUUAUGAUUAUAGAAGGAUGGGUUGUAACAGUUGCAUCAGUUGGUGAUUCCCGUUGCAUACUUGAGUCUUCCGAAGGUGGAAUUUAUUACUUGUCAGCAGACCAUAGACUAGAAAGCAAUGAAGAGGAGAGGGUCCGCAUCACUUCUAGUGGGGGUGAGGUUGGUCGUCUAAAUACAGGUGGAGGCACAGAGGUUGGUCCUUUGAGAUGUUGGCCUGGUGGCUUGUGUCUUUCACGAUCAAUUGGUGAUAUGGAUGUUGGUGAAUUUAUAGUUCCUGUACCAUACGUAAAGCAAGUAAAGCUUUCCACUGCUGGAGGCAGGGUUAUUAUCAGCAGUGAUGGUGUCUGGGAUGCUCUAACUGCAGAAAUGGCCCUUGAUUGUUGUCGUGGCAUGUCAGCAGAUGCAGCAGCAUCACAUAUUGUGAAAGAAGCCGUGCAAGCAAAGGGACUUAGAGAUGACACAACAUGCAUUGUUAUUGAUAUAUUAGCCCAGGAGAAGCCACCUACUUCUGUGCCAACACAAAAGAAACAGGUAAAAGGAAGGCUUAAGUCCAUUUUUCGCAAAAAGUCCUCUGAAUCAUCUGAUAUUGACAAACAAUACCUGGAGCCAGAUGUGUUACAAGAACUAUACGAGGAAGGGUCUGCUAUGCUUUCAGAGAGGUUAGAAACAAAAUAUCCACUUUGCAACAUGUUCAAGUUGUUUAACUGUGCUGUGUGUCAGAUAGAGAUAAGACCUGGGGAGGGUAUUUCCAUACACGAGGGUGCACAAAAUCCAGGAAGAUCGCGACCCUGGGAUGGACCUUUCCUUUGCUCAAGUUGCCAGGAGAAGAAAGAAGCCAUGGAAGGGAAGCGAACAUCAGAUAGACUUAGCAGUGGAAGUGACUAAUGAAUUAUCAUGUACAUUUGCAUUUUGAGACACAAAGAACCUUCAUAUAACGGGGAAGGUAAAACUUCCAAGCAACAAUGACUCCCUUUGUCCCUUAGAUUACCACGGAGGCUUCUCAGAAUACGGAUGUAUUUUGGAAAUCCACAUGGAAAUCAAUAUGGAGUUUCUGUGUUGUUCAAUGUAUGAGUCAGGAGACUAACAAACAAUUGCAGCAUGUUAGAAGAAUACUGACUUGGAAAAGAGGAAUAUGAAGUAUGAACCAACCAAGAGUGUGAAAGGUUGUGUUCGAAGUGGGAAUGCACAGCAGGACGUCGGAGGUGAUUCAUUCUUGCUUUUUUAAUUCCUUUGUUCUCCCUGGAUCUGUUCAUUUGUAUAUAUGUCUUCAGAAUCACGAAAUCGAGCUUUAAGGAAACUGGUCUUUGUUGUUGUAUUGUGCUAUACAGGGAGGUCUUUUAGUUGUUUUUUAGUUUUUUUUUUUUUUUGGUGGGGGGUUCUAAUACAAGGAAGGGAGUUUAUUUAGACGUCAUAGACCAGUUCCACUGUAUAAUAGACGUGCUUUAAGGCUUCUGAAUUAGCAUUAAAUUUCGAUAA
This is a messenger RNA of Cajanus cajan (pigeon pea), 2531 nucleotides long. Lineage: Eukaryota; Viridiplantae; Streptophyta; Magnoliopsida; Fabales; Fabaceae. The record is from RefSeq and is a predicted model, not a curated record.